Molecule: messenger RNA, 2115 nt
Organism: Anoplopoma fimbria (sablefish)
Lineage: Eukaryota; Metazoa; Chordata; Actinopteri; Perciformes; Anoplopomatidae
Gene: babam1
Product: BRISC and BRCA1 A complex member 1
Exons: 9
Coding region: 136-1266 (376 amino acids)
Biological process (GO): double-strand break repair; positive regulation of DNA repair; protein K63-linked deubiquitination
Cellular component (GO): BRISC complex; nuclear body; BRCA1-A complex
Source: RefSeq, a predicted model, not a curated record
AUCAUUUCCGGGAAGGAAGUAGUCCGAUCAAAACAAACGCUAGCUCCUCGUUGAAAUAUUUUGCAACUUUCAAUGAGUUUCACGUUUGUUGAAUCGUAGACGUUUCGCAGUUACUGAUCAAAAACUUGUGUUUCCAUGGAGACGCCAGAGCCGGGCCCAGCUGAUGGAGAGGAGCAUCUGGUGGAGCUUCGACCUCGGACACGCUCCAACCCUGAAGGGGCCGAGGACCGUCGCAGCAGCACGGGCAGCCUCGGAGGAAACAGUAACCCCAACAUCUCUCAGCCCGCUGUGGGGAGUCGUGUUGAGGGUGAGGGUGAGGCUUCAACCAGCGACAGUCCUCCCAGUUCCACAACCACAACCGUCUCAGUAGCUGCAGCUCAGACUGUAGCCCCUGUUGCAGUAGCAGCAGCUGCAGCCAGUGCCACAGCGCCACUAUCCACUGCUGCCGUUGCAGCCAAAGAGAGGCCGAAGCCCACACAGCAGCAGCCCGCAUUAACAACCCCCAUCCCCCCACCAGCAGAGUACCAGCUCCGAGUUCCCCGUGUCAACUGUCCAGAGAAAGUGAUCAUCUGCUUAGACCUUUCCGAAGAGAUGUCUUUGCCAAAGUUGGAGUCUUUUAACGGGUCUAAAACGAAUGCCCUGAACAUAUCCCAGAAGAUGAUUGAGAUGUUUGUCAGGACUAAACACAAGAUUGACAAACGGCAUGAGUUUGCCCUGGUAGUGGUCAAUGAUGACGCUCUGUGGUUGUCAGGCUUCACUUCUGACCCCAGGGAGCUGUGCAGCUGUCUGUAUGACCUUGAGACCAAUGUGUGCGAGUCCUUCAACCUUGAAGAUCUUCUUAAUGUAAUUCGUCAGAAGAUUGAGCUGCCGUCGAUGGACAAUGUUCAGACCGUACCUCCUCCAUAUGUGGUGCGGAGUGUGCUCAUCUACAGCCGUCAUGCAGGACAGCUUCAGUUUAACCCUUCAGAGGCUGUUAGUAAAAUGCUGCAGUCUCCGUAUUUUUUCUUUGAUGUGGUCUACCUACACAACGGGGUGGAGGAGCAGGGGGAUGAGACCAGCUGGAGGGACAACUACGCCUCUUUCUGCAACCUGGACUCAAAGGGCAUGUGCUAUCGCUUUGAGGUUUCCCUGAGUGGACCUGCCAUCGAGCUGCACAACUGCAUGGCCAAACUUCUGGCUCACCCUUUACAGAGACCUUUCCAGAGCCACGCUUCUUACAGCCUGCUGGAGGGGGAAGACCCCCAGGACAUUGAGGCAACCGUGUAAAACAUGGCACUCUCAAAAAGCCCUGUUUCUCUGUGAAAUUCACACAGUGUAGUUUUUUAGAAAGGGGCAGGGGUUUUUCCAAGUACACAUUAUUACUGAAGUUUUUGCCAUUAACUGCUGAAGAGCUGUAAUUUGUAAGAAUAUUUGUGAAAACAAGGUGUAGUUCUAAUGAAACAAGAAGGGUUUAGCAGGUUUCUUAACUCAAUCGUUGUGUUUCCAUAAAAGUAUGAGUCAUGAUUGUCUUAAGACGCUUUUUUGGCUGGAGGUUUCCGAGGAGAAGAGGUGAUAUAGUGGAUGUCAUAGAGUCCAGGAGCCGGACUCAAGAAGAAGAAGAAGGAGAAGAUAAAGAAUUAAAAAAAGGAAGAUGGUUGAAACAUCAGGCAUUGUUUAACUUGCUCCCUUACCACUACAUUUUUCUUUCAAAUCAUCACCACACGGAUCUGUCUGAGUCUUGAAGGGUGAAAUCAGUGCAGGCCUUUGUCUCAAAAGGCCUGGUUUCAAAAACCGUAAAACUGUAAUAUGAUGUACUGUAUCACAGAGGUCACAACUUCUGUAAUAUUGCCUUCCCCUUCAGUUUGUCAUUUUCAGCUUUUGUUGCCUGUUUUAAUGUAUUUUCUGUUUUUAUAAGGGGUUGUUUUUAAUCUUAAGUUCAUAUGUCAUUGUAUGUAACACAGACCAAGGAAGAAUGUACAGUAAUGUAGCUGCCCCUUUUUUGAUGAUGAUCUCUGUGACAGUGAUUGUCUGAUUGUGAAAAAGGCCACACGUACUUCCUGUAAAGCUGCACUUGAAACAAAUUGUACAGAUGAGCUUCUUGAAGCUGUUUCUGGAUAUUAAAAAAAAAGACAUGUU